AUAUGAUAGUGGCGUCCCCUUACAGCCGUGUUACGAAGCUAUAUUUUCUCAAGGUCAUUUGGCUGUUGCAGUGUGUGAAGUCACGUCGCCGGUGUCAUCAGUAGUAACUUUUAAGAAAGGAUUUACAUUAGUUGUUGUUAAUACAUAUAUUUUGAAAUAUGUCUAACAGAAAAUUCUUUGUUGGUGGUAACUGGAAGAUGAAUGGAAGCAGAUCUAAAAUUGAUGAUAUUGUCAACUUUAUGGUUACCGGUCCACUCGAUGUGAACACUGAAGUUGUUGUUGGAUGUCCUUCCAUAUAUCUCGACUACUCCCGAAAAGCUUUACCACCUACAAUUGGUGUUGCAGCCCAAAACUGCUACAAGGUUGCAAGUGGUGCGUUUACCGGAGAAAUCAGUCCAGCUAUGAUCAAAGAUGUUGGAGUUGAGUGGGUGAUCCUUGGACACUCUGAACGACGCAACGUUUUUGGAGAGAACGAUCAGCUGGUCGCCGAGAAAGUUGGACAUGCUCUUGCAGAAGGCUUGAAAGUCAUUGCUUGUGUUGGCGAGCUGUUAGAAGAGAGAGAGAGUGGUAAGACUGAAGAAGUGGUCUUCCGGCAAACCAAAGCUAUUGCUGAUAAGGUGUCUGACUGGAGUAAAGUUGUUAUUGCUUAUGAACCAGUAUGGGCCAUUGGAACUGGAAAAACUGCCUCGCCCCAGCAAGCACAGGAGGUUCAUGCACAGCUUAGGAAAUGGUUGACGGAUAAUGUCUCGGCUGACGUGGCCAGUAAAACUCGGCUGAUUUAUGGAGGAUCCGUUACUGCAGGAAACUGCAAAGAACUAGCCAAAGAAUCAGAUGUGGAUGGUUUCCUUGUUGGUGGAGCCUCUUUAAAACCGGACUUUGUUGAAAUCAUCAAUGCCAAAGCUUGAACAGGAAAUGUUAUAAGAAUCCUACCAUUUCUCUUCUCGACCAAACCAACUAGUUAGUAUUCAAACCGGCUGGCACAGUUGUGUUAUCCAGAGUUUCCUUGUGCUCUCCCCCUUAGAAUUUUAGGCUUCACUCGUUAGUUGCUAAUUGCUAAAUGUUCUCCUUUGAUUUACUGCCCCCAUGGAUCAGCCCAUGACAAGACACAAAAACAUUUGAGUUUAUUUUUUUUUACAUUUUCAGGUUAUUAAGUGGAGUUUAUUUUUGUGAAGUGGUUUGUUUUCUCCAAUAAAGGAUAUUCCAACGACA
Limulus polyphemus (Atlantic horseshoe crab) is the source of this 1209-nucleotide messenger RNA. It is a transcript of the gene Tpi, whose product is annotated as triosephosphate isomerase. NCBI's taxonomy places the organism in Eukaryota, Metazoa, Arthropoda, Merostomata, Xiphosura, Limulidae. Gene Ontology annotation, biological process: glycerol catabolic process; glycolytic process; glyceraldehyde-3-phosphate biosynthetic process. The transcript has 7 exons. Bases 159 to 905 code for a protein of 248 amino acids. Gene Ontology annotation, cellular component: cytosol. The record is from RefSeq and is a predicted model, not a curated record. Gene Ontology annotation, molecular function: triose-phosphate isomerase activity.